This is a messenger RNA of Corylus avellana, 1758 nucleotides long. RefSeq names its product SBP (S-ribonuclease binding protein) family protein. NCBI's taxonomy places the organism in Eukaryota, Viridiplantae, Streptophyta, Magnoliopsida, Fagales, Betulaceae. Gene Ontology annotation, molecular function: ubiquitin-protein transferase activity. The record is from RefSeq and is a predicted model, not a curated record.
UCUCUCUCUCUCUCUCACACACACAUACCCAGUUGGGAUUGAAUUUUCUUUAUUCAAAAACAAACACCCUCUGAAAUCUCUGACCCGAAAGUUUAGUCACAAAAUCUGCAUGUGUACGUCGUUGCUUACCGCGUCCCAUACAGCUCUCUUUAAUGCUUAGACGAAAGAGAAAAAAGGGGAAGAAAAGUUAAAGAUAGAGAGAGAUACGUGGGUUUAAGUAUCCUAGGCCACCCCUCUUCCCCUUUCAACCUUUCUGUUACUUUAUUUCAAUCCAAUUUAUCUACUGCUAUAUAUUAAACCCACACCUCUCUCUUUGUUUUCCAAUUUAUAUAUAUAUAUAUACCACACCCCCACCACCACCACCUUUGUUUUCUAUUUUGUUCCUCAAAACCCAAGCAUUCCAAGGAAGAAAGAACCUCCAGAGAGGAGAGAAAUAGGAGGAAGCCCUUUUGAGCGUUUUGAUUCAGGAACAAGUCAAGCACCAAGGUUGAAGCAAACCCAGUUGGUUAUUUGCUGGAGGAAGGCUGAGAAAGAUCUGAAAGAAGGGAUUUUUCUGUUUUGUGGGUUUUUUUUGGAGGUUUGGAUUUACAGAGUAUAUAUGGCGAUUCAAGCGCAGUUGUGUUCGGAGAAUCUUGGGUUUCCGUCGUGCGGGGCGCAAGAUUGGAUCAUGGAAAAUGGUUGUGGCGGUUUUGGUGGGUUCAAUGGGUUCUCUCUCAAUCUCCAACAGAAGCAACAAUUGCAACAACAGCAGCAACAUGUGCAGCAGCUGCAAUAUCAGCAGCAGAGGAAUCAGAAUCUGUUUUUCGACAACAGUUUUAUUGCUUCUACUUUAAAAAACAACACCAGCGCCACCGACAACAGCCACAUCCACGAUCUACCAAUGCUGUAUUCUCAAGGGUCGAUAGCUUCUCAGUUUGAGAAACAGAGGCAGGAGAUUGACCAAUAUAUCAGAUUACAGCAGAACGAGAGAUUGAGAUUAGUAUUGCAAGAGCAGAGAAAGCAACAACUUGCACAGCUGCUGAAGAAAAUCGAAUCAAAAACAUUGCUUUUCCUAAGACAGAAGGAUGAGGAAAUUGCACAAGCAGCUAAGAGAACAAUGGAGCUCGAAGAUUUCUUGAGAAGAUUGGAGGCAGAGAACCAAGCGUGGCAGAGAGUGGCUCAAGAAAACGAAGCCAUGGUUGUUUCCCUGAAUAACACUUUAGAACAGGUUAAAGAAACAGCCCCUUGUGGGUUCAACAACGGGGCAGACGACGCAGAAUCUUGCUGUGAUGAUAAUGAUAGAGAGCAGGAAGAAGCAGAGGAAAACAGACGAGGAUUGUUGUGUGAGGUUGAGCAGAGAAAUAUGAUGAUGGUGUGCAAAGGCUGUAAUUUUCGGAGUUCGUGCAUGUUGUUCCUUCCUUGCAGGCACCUUUGUUCAUGCAAAGCUUGUGAGGCUUUUCUCGAUUCCUGCCCCGUCUGUACAACGGCAAAGAAGGCCAGCAUAGAGGCUUUGAUUUUCUAGGCAAGUUUUCCGGGAAAAGUAAAGUAAACCAAACCAAAAAAAAAAAAAAAACUUGGAAAUAUGCUUUGGAUUUGAUCAGAGCACGAUGAAUGAACAGAGCCCAUUUAGACGCAUGCACUGUUUUUUAGUUUUUUUAUUUAUUUUUUUUAACCUGUAGCCUGUAGGGUCUCUGUUUUUAUUUUUAUUUGUACCUUAAAACAACCAAAAAUCAAUUGAACAGAAUUACAGGACAGAGCAUCUUUUCCUUUCCUGGAUCA